Aspergillus heteromorphus CBS 117.55 is the source of this 1256-nucleotide messenger RNA. Its product is annotated as nuclear transcription factor Y subunit beta. The record is from RefSeq and is a predicted model, not a curated record. The transcript has 4 exons. Bases 268 to 915 code for a protein of 215 amino acids. Gene Ontology annotation, cellular component: CCAAT-binding factor complex; nucleus. NCBI's taxonomy places the organism in Eukaryota, Fungi, Ascomycota, Eurotiomycetes, Eurotiales, Aspergillaceae. Gene Ontology annotation, molecular function: RNA polymerase II cis-regulatory region sequence-specific DNA binding; protein heterodimerization activity; DNA-binding transcription activator activity, RNA polymerase II-specific. Gene Ontology annotation, biological process: regulation of transcription by RNA polymerase II.
UAAGGCAGGACUACUAUCGCAGAAGCAUUGCCAAUCCCCCACACGCGCAGCCACGGUCCUCCUUCCCCGUUCAGGCUGUCGUGAAGCGAAUCGCUGCCCAGCCAGACGCACCUCAUUGUCCUUGGCGCGGCUGUAUUCUAGCGUCCCAGAUCGAGAAUCCGCCGCGUGCUGCACGCAGCGCUGACGUGGUUUGCCAGCAGAGCAGUUAGAGACAGGCGCUCCGUUCUAAAUCCAGUAUCUCUGCACGUUCCUCGACAGCUAAAAAACAUGUCGUCGACCUCUCCCUCGAAGGAACCGGAGGUGGAACCCGAAGUUCAGUCGAAUGACGACCAGGAUCAAAUGGACAAGGAACAACAAGACACUCAGGCGCAGGGUCAGGGAGAGUUCGAGGUGAAGGAGCAGGACAGAUGGCUACCAAUUGCAAAUGUGGCUCGCAUUAUGAAGCUGGCAUUGCCCGAGAACGCAAAGAUCGCAAAAGAGGCCAAAGAGUGCAUGCAGGAAUGUGUGAGCGAAUUUAUCUCGUUCAUCACUAGUGAAGCGUCCGAGAAAUGUCAGCAGGAAAAGCGCAAAACGGUCAAUGGGGAGGACAUCCUGUUCGCCAUGACCUCACUCGGGUUUGAAAACUAUGCGGAAGCCCUGAAAAUUUACCUAUCCAAGUAUCGCGAGACCCAGUCCGCAAGGGGAGAGCACCAGAACCGCCCCUCGAGCAGUGGGUACGGCGCUGGCGGGCCCGUAGGAGGGCCCGGGGCCCCAGGCGGCCGUCCAGGUGCUCCGGGGGCCUUCCCUGAUGCUGCCGAUGGCACCAACAGCAUCAUGAACCCAAGCUUGGACCCCUCUGACCAAGACACCGCGGCCUAUGGCUACCCCCCGAUGGUCGGCCAGCCUCACAACGGCACCGGUGGUGAAUCCUAUUAAGUAUGCUAUUGUGCGGGGAACCCAUCCAAUGGACCGACUCAACGACCAUCCCAACUUGGAGUCUUCGGAGUUCCGGCAGCGACUUGACCCUCACCUCAUCCUGACAGAGGCUGGAUGCAGCUUGUUUCCAGGAACAAGAGCCUGGAAUCGCAGCCUCGCUGCGAGCGAACCUAUCCGGAUGUGACUCCCUGUACAGCAAUCCUAAAGUAGGUUACUUACGGGAUAUUUAACGGAACGAAUACGAACAAAUCAACGCGACAGGAAUAACGGAACCCGGGCUCAGUAUUUCUUAUCUAUCUUAUCUAUCUGUUUACUUUUAUCUCAUUCUUUCUUUCAUUGUC